Molecule: messenger RNA, 396 nt
Organism: Tripterygium wilfordii
Lineage: Eukaryota; Viridiplantae; Streptophyta; Magnoliopsida; Celastrales; Celastraceae
Exons: 1
Coding region: 1-396 (131 amino acids)
Source: RefSeq, a predicted model, not a curated record
AUGUGCAAAGCCUUUGGAUGUUGUCGUCUUACCGGCCUGGCCCUACAAUGGUUCAUCAACCUCCCGAAUGUCUCUAUCAACUCGUUCGCUCAAUUAACAGACCUUUUUAUUGAACAGUUCGCUAGCAGCAGGAGGCUGCUAAAGGCUUUGGAUGACCUCUACAAAAUCAAAUACAGGUCGAAAGAGUCACUUCGUGCAUACAUUGGCCUCUUCUUAGCAGAGAAAGUACUGAUCCCCAGUUGUAAUAUGGAAACGGCUGUCACAGUUUUCAGAAAGGGUUUGUCACCCUCCGACGAGCUCUACAAGGAGUUGACCAAGUUCCCGUGCACCAACAUGGAAGAUGUGCUAGCUCGAGCGUGGGCCCAGGUGAAGUGGGACGAAGAUGAGAGCAAUUAG